CACAUGCACAGACACCGUGAACAAUUGUGAAUUAUUUACAUUUUUGAACUAAACCACACGUGCAUUUGCGGAAAAACUAAAGAAAUAAUUGGGAAUUCGGUCGAAAAAUGGCAGUGAAAAAGAAAAUCAAAAUCAGCCAUGUGAAGCACUCACAACACUUGAAACACAAGAAAAAUUACACAAAACCGCUGAAGAAGAAGGAACAACUACAGGCCAGUCAGAACUCUAAGCUACAGAGCAGCAAUGCCAAAGGCGGUAAGAAAAAAGUGUUUGGGAAGCCGACUGGCACGAGUUCUCAUAAAAAGAAGCGAACGGUACAAAGUGUUCCGGUGGCUGUGACCGAAACUGAAAUGGACGACGACACCGUUCAGGAUAUUUUAGAAAAUGUUGCAAUGGAUGAUGACGGUCACGAUACAUCCAGGCUCAAAUCGAAAAAACGCAAACGGCUAGCAGCCGAUUAUGAUGCGGAAGAUGAGGCCAAAAAUGCGAAACAUUUCGAAAAGGAAUAUGCACAAAUGACGCUGGCUGAAGAGAAAACGAAAAAACGGGUCGUGAGUUUGUUGCCAAUCAAAACGAAGGCUGGCGAGGUUGUUACAAGAACAGCCGAGAUGGAAUACAAGGACCGUGAGGAAGAGAAUGAAUCCGACGAAGAGGAAGAUGAAGAAGAAGAGAUUGAAGAGGAGGUUGACUCGGACGACGAUAUUAUUAAAGAUAAUGUGGCGAUGUCAACCGACCUUGCAGAAUUGUCAAAGAACGCCGUGUCCACGGCUGAUUUGUUGAUCUAUCGAGAGCAGGAAAUUGCCCGACAAAAGUAUCGCAUCGGAAUCAUUUGCUCUGGGAUACUCGAGAAACCAGAAGACAAGAUGAAGAACUUUUCAGCUCUUUUCGAGUUAAUGAGCGAACGUAGUGGUGACCAGACCAAUCUGGUGACGGUUCGAAAAAUUGCCGCCUUGUCAUUGCUCGAGGUAUUCAAAGAUAUUCUGCCCGAGUACAGAAUCGGCCAAUUGAAUUUGAGAAUGCAGACCGUUCGCAAAAACACCAUGGAACGCAUAACCUACGAGAACAAUCUGCUGGAUCAGUUCAAAAAAUAUUUGCAGAAAUUGGAGAAAAUGUCAACGCUGCUGACCAAGAGACAAAAUGCCAAUCGCCAGUUCAGCCAGGAAAAUAUUAAAUUGGGAGAGACAGCCGUCAUCUGCUUGUGUGACCUGCUCACCGCUCAUCCGUACUUUAAUUUCGGACAAAAUAUAGCGCAACUGUUGGUCUAUCUGCUGAAUAGCAAUUUUCCAUCGACCAGAGCGAGGAUAUUGAAAUGUUUCGAAGAAAUAUUCCAAAACGACAAGAAAUUCGAUUUGACGUUGUAUAUCGUUCGUCGACUCAACCAUCUCAUCAAAUCUAAGUCAAAUAAUGUCCAUGUGGAGGUGUUAACCUGUCUGCUCUCUCUGCAAAUCAAAAGUAUCAAUUUGGACGUUGAAAAGGAAACCGAACUGAAGCAGAAAAAAUUGGAAGCGCACAAGGCCCGUUUGAUGAACAUGUCGAAAAAGGAGAAGAAACGCCACAAGAAACUGUCCCAGCUGGACAAAGAAUUGCAGGAGACGAAAGCCGAGGAGAAUAAGCAAACGAAGCAUUAUAAGCUGACCGAAAUAACGAAAAUGGUUUUCACGAUUUAUUUUCGCAUUUUGAAGAAUGAUCCCAAUUCACAGCUGUUGAGUGCUACACUGGAGGGACUGGCUGAAUUUGCCCAUGUCAUCAAUUUGGAGUUUUUCUCCGAUUUGGUCGAGGUGCUGAACAACAUCAUGGAAAUGGACGAACUCGGUUAUCGUGAAGAAUUGCAUUGCAUUCAAACGGUGUUCACAAUACUUUCCGGUCAGGGAGAAGUUCUGAACAUCGAUCCGCUACGAUUUUACGGCCAUCUCUAUCGCAAUCUUCUCGUAGUGAAUGCUGGCAAAAAUCACACCGAUUUCCUCAUCAUUCUACGAACGCUGCACGAAGUUCUGGUGAAACGUCGCAAAAAUAUCACACACCAUCGGAUGCUAGCGUUCGUCAAACGAAUCGUAACGCUCAGUUUACAGUUGCUGCACAAUGGCACCCUUGCCGGCUUAGGAAUUGUGAAACAAGUGAUGCAAUUGACAUCGUCAUUGGAAAUCAUCCUGGACACAGACGCCGAUAUCGGUUCGGGUCGAUACAAUCCGGAAUUGGACGAUCCGGAAUACUGUAACGCCAAUUGUACGGCGUUGUACGAAUUGACCACACUCAGUCGACAUUAUCAUCCAACGGUUAGAAAGAUGUCGCAGCAUAUAGCAUCUGGAGUUCCAGCCACAGGUGAAGGCAGUUUGAAUCCAGAAAUCGGUAAACUGUCAGCCGUGGAUCUUUACGACAAAUAUGACAGUUCACUAAUGUCAUUCAAUCCGGCGAUUCCAACUCCACGUCCGCAAGAGUUUAAAGACAUGAAAGGGCGACAUUUCUACAUUAAUGACACGUUCAAGACGGAAUGUGAAAACCAGCUGAAUUGCCGUCUGAACGGAGAUGGCAAUAUUCUGAAUUUCCUCGCUGAUUUUACUAAAUGAAAAAAUCAAUAAAAUUUGGUGGGGAAGUA
Molecule: messenger RNA, 2593 nt
Organism: Bradysia coprophila
Lineage: Eukaryota; Metazoa; Arthropoda; Insecta; Diptera; Sciaridae
Gene: Noc3
Product: Nucleolar complex protein 3
Biological process (GO): DNA replication initiation
Cellular component (GO): nucleolus
Molecular function (GO): chromatin binding
Source: RefSeq, a predicted model, not a curated record